AUGGUUCCCAGCCAAAUCGUAUCCCAAGAGCCCACGGUAGCCCUUCCGAAUGAUGAUUCCCACCGGUACAGUCUCCCGAUGUUUGAUCUUCAACCGUGGGAAAGAGUCGACGAGAUUCACCUGGCACGCCAGGGAUAUCUCUACGGCCCUCCUCUCCUAGGAAACACAUCCUUCUUCCCCACCGGGGUGCUAGGCGAUGCUAUGGUAGCGCGUGACCGAGCGCAAUGGUUCAAAGAUGUGGAAUAUGUGACCGAUAAUGUAUAUUCGGAAUUACAGAAGGCAGCGGGGACACUCAUGAAGGCGGGUGGCAUUCAGUCGCUCACUGACUACGAGCUCCUCUACAAAGACCAAUGGAUUUCUACCAUCCCCGAUGGAGUUGCCCCGGGAAUGUUGAGUAAUUGGACUCAAGACUUACUGUUUUCGAUGGAACGCCUCUCCGUCAACCCGUACGUGGUGCGGCGGCUGCAUCCUGAGAACGACCCUCUCCCUUUUGAGAUGGCGGAUGGAAUGGCGCAACUCUUGGCGGAAGGAAGAAGCCUCACGGAGCUACACCGUGAAGGACAUCUAUUCUUUGCCAAUCACUCCUAUCAAGCACCCUAUCCUAAGACACCCGGACGGUGGACCGCCGCCUGUACAGCCUACUUCUUCAUUCAUCCUCACUCGGGUCACUUCCUUCCUCUCGCCAUCAAAACCAACAUGGGGAGUGAUCUCAUCUAUACCCCGCUCGACGAGGCCAACGACUGGUUGUUCGCCAAGAUGGCGUUCAGUAUGAACGAUCUCUUCCAUUCGCAGCUCUACCACUUAGCUCAAACCCAUGAUGUGGCCGAACCCGUGCACCAAGCCGCAUUGCGCACGAUGAGUGUCCGGCAUCCUAUCCGUGGCUAUCUUGAUCGCUUGAUGUACCAAGCAUACUCCGUCCGUCCCAUUGGAGAGGAGUUUCUCUUCGACGAUGGAGGGUUCUACGAUAGUUCCUUUGCGGUGCCAAACUGGGCGGGCAAGAGAUUCGCGACAGAGGCUUAUUGGGGCCAUGCGGGCCACUUUAGGGCAGCGGGGUUCUACCGGGACUUUGCGGACCGGGGGCUGGUCGACUGUACGUAUGGGCCGGCACUGAAGUCGCUUCCGUUCUUCGAGACGGUGGCUCCCAUGGUGGCGGCCAUCGAGGAGUUUACACGAACGUUUGUGGACACGUACUAUCCGGCGAGCGGACUGCUGGGACAGGACCACGAGCUGCAGGCGUGGAUCCUCGAGGCGACCCACGAGGCGCAGGUGAUCGACUUCUACCCUUCCCCGUUGCUGGCACCGAAUGACCUUGUUGCCCUACUCUCUCACAUGGCAUUUCUAUCCGGGAUCGCCCACCACGCUCUGAACGGGGCGACGGUGGGAGAGGCGCUGGGCGUGCUGCCACUGCACCCCUCCGCUUUCAAUCGCCCACUUCCCGAGACCGAAGGAUCCAUUGACUCCCUGCUGCCGUGGCUGCACAAUGAGACCGAGGCGCUGAAGCAAGCCUCGCUGCUCGUGCGGUUCAAUCGACCCUUGCUCGAGGAGCAGAAGGGCAACCUCCCGCAUAUGUUCUCGGAGCCCAGCCUUUUAUCCGAGAGUUCGGUUCGGACAGCGGAGAGGACGUUCCGGACCACAAUGGAAGGGAUCAGUGAUGAGAUUCGGGCGAGACAGUUUGACGAGCACGGUCUGUCCCAGGGAAUGCCUUUUAUCUGGCGGUCCAUUGAUCCACGCAGAAUUCCAUAUUAUCUAUGUGUGUAA
Molecule: messenger RNA, 1758 nt
Organism: Aspergillus aculeatus ATCC 16872
Lineage: Eukaryota; Fungi; Ascomycota; Eurotiomycetes; Eurotiales; Aspergillaceae
Product: putative arachidonate 5-lipoxygenase
Exons: 3
Coding region: 1-1758 (585 amino acids)
Biological process (GO): lipid oxidation
Molecular function (GO): metal ion binding; oxidoreductase activity, acting on single donors with incorporation of molecular oxygen, incorporation of two atoms of oxygen
Source: RefSeq, a predicted model, not a curated record